This is a messenger RNA of Syngnathus acus (greater pipefish), 4024 nucleotides long. Its product is annotated as platelet-derived growth factor receptor beta-like. NCBI's taxonomy places the organism in Eukaryota, Metazoa, Chordata, Actinopteri, Syngnathiformes, Syngnathidae. The transcript is spliced from 27 exons. The record is from RefSeq and is a predicted model, not a curated record. Gene Ontology annotation, biological process: protein phosphorylation; multicellular organism development; positive regulation of smooth muscle cell migration. Gene Ontology annotation, cellular component: signaling receptor complex. The coding region runs from base 917 to 3919 and encodes 1000 amino acids. Gene Ontology annotation, molecular function: ATP binding; platelet-derived growth factor binding; platelet-derived growth factor beta-receptor activity.
CGCUCAAUGAGCUGCGCUUUUUCUCAGGAGCGCUUUUCUGUCUGCUCAGUGGAUGGCUCAGGCAUGGCCGACAAACAAAGACGGGACAUGGAAGAUGCGCAAAGCUGGCCCUACGGCCGUGCCGCACGCUCAAUAAGCUGCGCUUUCUCUCUGCCCAGUGGACGGCUCAGACUCGCCGACCACAUAUUCGAGUGAAAGUAUGGAUGAGAUUCAUCUUAAAAGAGUAGACGUUUCCAACGGAGAGCCGUAGACACGGACAGAGCCAGUCGAUGGAGACUUUCUUGAACGUUCCCCAUUUACGAGCCGCUGCGCGCUUGCGCGCUUGUGUAUGUUGGAGCUCACUCGACUUCCUGUCGGAGUUGGCAGAGAUGCAGAUUGAAAACAGACGCUCUUUCUCUCGCUCGCUCGCUCGCUCGCUCUCUUUUUCCUUCCCUUCGCCUGCUUGUCCAUUCGCCGAGCGAGUCAGUUUGUUUCCAGUCAAGCGGUGGGAAGGAAAAAGCGUCGGGAAGAGAAGGAACGCUGCCGACCGACCCAAGGCGCACAAGGUCGGAAGAAAACUAUUUUGAUACCACUCGGGUUGGUGCGUAGCUGCCAAUGCUCUACUUUCUGUCUUGUUUUCGAAACUGGCGUCCAAUGCGGCUUCUGAAGUCGCCGCCAGCCGGGCUUUCCGUAGAAGUAAAGACAAAAAUGUCUGUUGAUGCCUUUAGCAGACACGUGUUGACUUGGCAAUAUUUGACUCCGCCCCCUCGGGGUGAUCCGCUCCCAUUUUCCGCAAAGCGGCGGCUAGGACCAACUCUUUGUCAAUGUCACGUGGUUGUCUCGGGUGUGUUUAUCUGUGUGCGGCAGGUCGAUGAUCGCUUUGGCCUCAUCCCAUCCUCCCUAAAGUCACAUGGCCGACUGAGGAGCCAGAGUAACUAUGGCAUCCGUGGGAGUACCAGAAGCAAGUCUGAAACGACUGCACUUCCUCUUGGGUGUGCUCCUGGUUCUCCCAAAAGGGGCUGUCAAUCUGGAGCUGGUUCCUCUGGCCUCCCAAGUUCUGCUGCAGCCUCAUGCCAACUUCACUGUGGUGUGCUCCGGAUGGAGCCAGGUGUCGUGGCGCUUACCGUGGCAGGAAUCUCAGCAGGACACGGUUGUGGUGGAAAAGGAGGGAUCCCGCAGCGUCCUGCGCCUUUUCAACGUCACCUGGAAGAAUUCUGGCAGAUACGCCUGCGAGGAGCCGGCGUCCCAUCAGAUCAGAGAGAUGGACGUCUUUGUACCCGGACAAGGUCCGGACCAGUGGUUUGUUCCGCUUGGCCCGGGUGUGGUGAUGAAGGACAAGGAGGAGGAUACCAUCCCUUGCGUGGUGUCCGACCCGCUUCUGAACGUCAGCCUCUACCAACGCGGCGGCGGCGAGGAGCAAACGCCGGCCUUCGGACUGAAGUAUGAGCCGGGCCGCGGCUUCACGGGACGCCUGAACGACUCGUCCUACGUGUGCGUGGCCUCCGACGGUGCCGAGGAGACGCGCUCGCAGGUCUACUAUGUCUUCAGCGUGGUGGUUGCCAAGGAGCUGCAGGUGGACUUGACGGCGUCCGGCAGCGUGUUGAAGCGUGGACAGCGGCUGGUGAUCAACUGCACCGUCCAAGGCAGCGACAUGGUUUACUUCUCUUGGACCUUCCCCCGCAGAGAGGAAAUUGAGCCGCUGACAGAAUUUGGGCCCAAUCAAAUCCGUUCCUUCGUAGACAUCCCCUCUAUAACUCUGGCAGACUCGGGUGUGUACGUGUGCGCCGUUCAGGAAACCCUGCAAGGGGGGCGUGUGGAAAAGAGCAUCGCAGUGAACGUACUGGAUCGUGGUUACGUUUCUGCGCGGGCGACGCAUGACACAAAUGUGUCUGUGCUGGUCGGACACACGGUGGCGCUGCGGGUGGAAGUGGACGCCCACCCUCCGCCCACGGUGGUGUGGCACAAAGACAACCGCAGCGUCGUCGUCCUCAUGGGAACAACUGUCGAGUCUGUCACGCGUGUGACGGACGGCAGAUACGUGAGCACGUUGAGCUUGGCGAGGGUCCGCUUGGAGCAAACGGGAAGUUACGCAGCCAGGAUCUACAAUGAAGAUGACCAGGAGGAGGUGUUCUUCUACCUGCAAGUUCAAGCGCCCCCGAGGAUCACGUCACUGACAGAGACGGGCACUCGGGCCAUGUUGUGCGUCUGCGAAGGAGCUCCGCCCCCUUUUGUCACCUGGUACACGUGCCACAGUGCACGCGGAUGCGCUAACGGGACAGGUAGCUGGACGAGCCAAUCGGGUGCUUCUGAGGGUGUGCUCCUGCAGGUGAACGUCAGCGCCCUGGCAGAUGGAGGCCUAACCCAGGUGCGCAGCCUCCUGAGCCUGGAAACCGCUGCUGCCGCCACUUUGACCGCCGUCCGAUGCGAGGCCUCAAAUUCCGCAGGAGGACGAGCCAGAGACCUCAGACUGACGUCCACUUCUCUCUUGUCUCAGGUGGCCAUGCUGGCGCUGGUUCUGGUUCUGGUGGUCAUUGCCAUCAUCUUUCUGGUCAUCCUCAUCAUCCUGUGGAGAAAGAAACCUCGCUACCAAGUCCACUGGAAGCUGAUCGAUUCCGUCAGUCCCGACGGACUGGAGUACACCUACCUGGAUGCCGGCCGGCUGCCCUACCAUCCUUCCUGGGAAAUACCCAGGGACAACAUCGAGCUAGGCCAAGUGCUGGGUUCGGGAGCUUUCGGCCGAGUAGUGGAAGCCCAGGUGUUGGGUCUGCUCCGGGACCAGACGACCACCACCAGAGUGGCUGUCAAGAUGGUCAAACCCAACAGCGGCGCAAGUGGGUCGUUGUUGUCCGAGCUGAAGGUUUUGUGUCAUCUGGGUCCUCACGUGAACAUCGUCAACCUGCUCGGAGCGUGCACGUCAGGAGGUCCCGUCUACGUCGUCACUGAGUUUUGUUGCCACGGAGACCUGGCCACCUACCUGCGAUGCCGCAAGCAGACUUUUGUGCACGCCAAUGCGAGCGCUAAGAGAGAGGCAGACGGCGGUUACAUGGACAUGAGCGAGCGGGAGGGCGCAGCCGUGGUUAGCCACCACGAGAGCGCGGCGGCGGCGGCUGACCAGCAGGAGGCAUUGUCGUCAUCGUCACUGCCGCUUCUCAGCGACUCUACCGUCCUGGGCGUGAGUGACCUCCACAGCUUCUCUUUCCAGGUCGCCAGCGCCAUGAACUUCCUGUCAUCACGCAACUGCGUGCACAGAGACCUGGCAGCCCGCAACGUCCUGGUAUGCGAGGAGCGGCUGGUGAAGGUGGACGACUUUGGCCUGGCUCGAGAUCUGCUCAAGGAUCGGGACUACGUGGCCCGAGGAAACGCCUUGCUACCGCUCAAGUGGAUGUCCCCGGAGAGUAUUUUCCAAAGCGUUUAUUCCUCCAAGAGCGACGUGUGGUCCUACGGCGUUCUGCUCUGGGAGAUCUUCUCUUUGGGUGAAAGUCCGUAUUCGGAGCUCCCCGCGACGCAGCAACUGUACGGCGCCCUGAAGCGAGGACACCGCUUGGCGCAGCCGCAGCACGCCGACUCCAACAUUUACGGCAUGAUGCAAGCGUGCUGGAGCCAGCGCCCCGGUGACAGGCCGUCGUUUUCGUCGUUGGCGGCGUCCAUGGACGCCGUGUUGACGGACGAGUGCAGAAAGACGUACGCCAGGCUGACGGAAAGCUUCCUGACGGGCCAGCAUCCGGCCGCCGUCCGAUCCCGACUGACAUCGGCGGCCGUCGACGGAAGUAAGGUCCCUGAGGCGACGGUUCACCUGUUGGAGGCGGGACCUUCCCACGGUGACUACGUCCUUCCAGUCAAGGUGGAGACACGCGGCGGCGGCGACACUGCGCCGGACGCAGACAGAGCUGAGGCUGCGCAGGAAGUGACAUCAGAAAGACAAGAGGAAAGCUGCCUUUGAGAAGCACCACCAAAACAAUCUUGUAACCGAUUUGCUAUGGCGACGCGACGCUGCUGUCCAACUUGUAGCUUUGCUCAGCUUGAAUUAAAAACCAAUCGACUUGGU